ACAUGUGUAAAUAUUAAUGUGUCGGUCUUGUACUAUAAUAUCUUUAGACACUAAAAUAAUUAAUUAGUAUUGUGUAAUUUUGAGAGGAAAGUAAUUGAGAUGGGUGAAACUAAUGAGGUCGUAAAAAUAAACAAAUGGGAUGGUGCAGCAGCUAAAAAUGCCAUUGAUGAUGCAAUUAGAGAGGUAUUCACUGAAGAUCUGAAAUGCACAGAAAGCUUCAGACUAAUUGAUGGGCGUCUCACUCUCUGUGCCAUAGCAGUUGGCGUGGCUCUGUACGCUUUGCUAUUUGAUUAUCUGUACCCAUUCCCGGAGUCCAGACUGCUGCUUAUCGUCUGUGUGUCUACGUAUUUCAUUCUCAUGGGUGUUUUGACACUGUACACUACAUUUAAAGAAAAAGGCGUAUUUGUUGUGGCCACAGAAAAAGGAGGUAACAAUAUCAGGACUUGGGAAGCAAGUUCUUAUGUGAAGAAGCAUGACGAUAAAUACAAUUUAAUCCUUGUGAUGGUAGAUUCAAAUGGAAAGACCCGAGAAGCUUCUAUAACCAAAUCUUUUGCCAAUUACAUUGAUAUUAAUGGUACUGUGGUACAUAACUUGGUACUUAAUGAGAUAACCAAACUCUACAAUUCACUCAUCUCUGAUAAGAAGGAGAAGUAAGUGUAAGUGCACAAAUAUAUUAAUAAAGUUAAUUAUAACUUUAUUGGAAUAAAUUGAAUCUGAAUUA
Molecule: messenger RNA, 721 nt
Organism: Papilio xuthus (Asian swallowtail)
Lineage: Eukaryota; Metazoa; Arthropoda; Insecta; Lepidoptera; Papilionidae
Source: RefSeq, a predicted model, not a curated record